This is a messenger RNA of Prosopis cineraria, 1503 nucleotides long. RefSeq names its product disease resistance protein RPS5-like. NCBI's taxonomy places the organism in Eukaryota, Viridiplantae, Streptophyta, Magnoliopsida, Fabales, Fabaceae. The transcript has 2 exons. Gene Ontology annotation, molecular function: ADP binding. The coding region runs from base 1 to 1503 and encodes 500 amino acids. The record is from RefSeq and is a predicted model, not a curated record.
AUGGAAUACGUUGCAGGUGCGACCAACAUCAUCGGCUUGAUAGUUAGUUGCAAACUGCAUGAAGUAAUUAUAAUCAAGUUUGAACACUGGAGAACACCUAAGAGGAGCAUUGACCAGCUGGAUGAGUUGAUGCGAAGGCUGGAUGAUCAUAGAAAAGAUGUUGAAGAUAAAGCAAAAUGGUUAAGGCUUCUAAAAGGGGCAGUAAAAACAAAGGAAUGUAAAGGAUGGCUUCGACAAGUUCAUCAGGUAAAAGCAGAAGUUAGAAGUCUCAAGGAUGAACCGGCUAGAGGAUAUUGUUUCAUUGAUUCAAGAAUCAAGUUGGGCGAACUUAUUGAGGAGAAGAGUGGUUAUAUUCGUCAACGAUUAGAGGAUGUUCUGCGUUCAGAAGAUUCAAUUGCUAUUCCUGAAACCAGGAGGGGUGAUAUUUUGUCCGCAAUACCAAUGAUGGAAUUCAAAACACAUGACCAAAUUUUUAAUGAGAUUUGGGGAUUUUUGUCUGACAAAGAGACCAGAAGGGUUGGUGUUUGGGGGAUGGGGGGAGCGGGUAAAACAACUAUCAUGUCAGCGAUUAACAAUCGCCUACUGACAGAAACAAGAUCUUCAAAAUUGUGGCAACCUUUUAAUAAGAGGAAAAAAUUUGCGUUGAUUUUGGAUGAUGUUUGGGAACCAAUCUCUAUUGAAACUGUUGGAAUUCCUGUGCCAACAGUAGAAAAUGGUUGCAAAUUGAUAAUAAUAACUCGCAAUCUUAGAGUGUGCAGAGAGAUGGAAACAGACAAGAAUGUCGAAGUAAAAGUUCUUCCAAAGAAUGAAGUGUGGAAUCUCUUCAAGAACAAAGUUGGGGAGAAGGUACUAUCAAUUCAAGAAAUACAACCAAUUGCAAUGGAUGUGGCAAAAGAAUGUGGUGGUUUGCCUCUAGCUAUUGCUGCAGUUGGACGUGCAUUGAGAGAGACAACUAACCUAAGAAAGUGGGAUAAUGCAUUGGAAGGGUUAAAAACUUCAAGUACUGGUACAUACAACAUUGAUGAAGUUGUAUGUUCUCGUUUGAAGUCGAGCUAUUCAAAACUAAACGAUGAUAUAAGGCGAUAUUGCUUCCUAUAUUGUGGUUUAUACCCAAAAGGUCAUCUAAUUGAUGAGAAUGAAUUGAUUAAUUAUUGGGUGUGGGAAGAUUUAUUGGAAGGUCCAAGCACGUCUGUGAUGAAAUGCAAGGGACAAAUUAUUAUAGAUGAAUUAAUAUCAGCAUGCUUGCUGGAAUUAAAGAUUGAAAAUGGGGUGAGAUUUGUUAAAUUGCAUGAUAUGAUAAGAGAUAUGGUCAUCAGAAUCAUGAGUACAAAGCCUAGAUGCAUUGUGAAUGCUGACGGAGGACAAGUAAAACCAGCAAUGCCUCAGGAAUGGAGAGAGGAUGUUCAAUGGGUAUCAUUGAUGAGAAAUAAUGUGAAAUCUAUAGACUUCAAUCCAACAUGUCAUAGACUCACUUCUUUACUACUUCAAUAUAACGCAUUUUAA